AUGACUAUCACCACAAAUCCAUCCUCUCCUAGUACUCCUCAUAGUACAAAAUCCUCUCCCUCCGCCUCCUCUUCCUUUCCAACUCUAACUCAUUCUCUCCCAACAAGCACAACAACAAGCACGGUUGUUCCGAAACAAGUUUGCCUUCUCAUUGAUACGACCUCCAUGAUGCAACAAUAUUAUGGCGACUUCUUAAAAAAAAUAAUUCAUCCUUUUUUAGAAGCUCUUGCUGGAACUCAAAGCAACAAUAAUAAUGGCAGUAUCACUACUAUGUCUUCUCAAGGAAAGAAUGAAAAUGUAACAACACAAAUGAAUUUGAUUUCAAAUUCGAACGUAGAAUUUGGAGCAGUGUUAUUUCAGAAUCAUCCUCCAUUUGGAGAUUUUUUGGUGAGAGUCAUUCCAUUUGUGAGAAAUGUUGGAUCAAUUUCUCAUUUACUUGAAGGUUUGGAAAGAAAAUUUAAAGGAGGCGGUGUACGGGAUACAUGUCUUGCUGAAGCAUUGGCUGCAGCUUACACAGAUUUACAAUGGGAAAAAGACUCUCUAAAAUAUUGCCUCAUUUGCUCAUCGACUCCAUCCGACCAUCCAUGCACCUUACCGGGGCCAUUUAUUGGCAAACCUGCUUCAUUUAUCGUUCGAGAAAUGGUUAAAAAAAGUGGAGUAUUAUUCUCAAUCAUUACACCUUUUCGUAGUGCCAAAUGGAAAUCUAUUUUUGAAAGUAGUAAGAUACUUUCAGGAAAAGGACCCAUUGGAGUGUCUGUGAAAAAAGAAGGCCCCAACAGUAUGGAGACUGAAAAUUUGAGUCAUGAAAAAUUGAAUAUCGCGAAUGGAUGUUUUGAAGGAACAAAUUUAUCUCAAGAAGUUUCAUCAAAAGAACACCUUGUACGAUUAAUUUUGGAAAAUGCUGCCAAAGUAACCAAUACUAAGACUUUAAAUUUACUAGGAUUUAAGGAUACUUUUAUUGAAUUGAGAGGAAUUGUUUUAAAUCCACAAAGUUAUGCUGCAAGUACUGCCACUGCGACAACAGGAGCGAGCGCCACUACUAUGACGACUACUGGUGCAAGUACUGCUACAAAUGGUAAUAACCUACAACCAUUGCUUCCAUUCACUAUUACCACAAAACAUUCACCGAGUCCGACCACAACGGGCUCUUCUCCAGGCAUGGUGUCACAACAAACUGGAACAAAAUUGUCACCCUCUUCGAAAGAUGCUACUACUUCAAUUAUUGGUACCACAACCGAGUCCAAAGAUUCUACUGGUUCCAUCUCGAGUCCAAUCUCAACCAUCUCAUCCCCCAAUACUUCCACAGCUACAACACCAGAAAACACUUCAACAAGUUCAACCACCCAUCAACAAGGCGUAUUUAUUCACAAACUUACCCUAAAUGUUGAAGGUUCCCAUCUCUUAGGAUCUUUUGAACUUUAUGCCAAAACCAAUGAUUUUGAAAAUGUUUCCAAAUGGCCCAAAGAAUAUGAAAUGAAAAAAUCUGUCUAUUUGAUUAAGCAAAAUGGAUUAGUAUUGAUCAUUAAGAAGCAAAUACCACUGUGUUACUGGAAGGUUGUAUCAGAGUCUCCAAAGUUUCUCCAACACAUGAAAGCCAUCAUUUCCAAGAAAUUUUGUCUUGUCAUUAACAUUGAUGAGAAGAAAUCCAUGAUUGUAUAUCCGUAUCAGAUUUAUAAGGCCAUACGAAAACAACAACCUCUUUCCACAGAGGCAUCAAAAUCAGAACCUAUUUUUGUUUCCUGUGUUUUGGAUACACCUAUUGUGGAGAAGCUUGUCGAUCGAAUUCAAGUAUCUUCCUCAUCCUCAACCUCAACAACGAACCCAACAGCAUCCGCUACAGCAUCUACUAAUGUACCGACAAGUACCACAAGUGCUGCAACAACCACAGCGGGCACUGCCACCAUUGCAAAUCCUGCCACACUCGCACCGACCAUUGUCAAACCACCAAGCACCGCCUCUGGCACCACUGCUGGAAUGCCUCCAGGAAUGCCUAUUGGUCUUUAUCCAUUUCCUUAUGCCAUGGGUAUGAUACCAACGGGAAAUAUGGCCAUGAUGAAUUUACCGUAUGGUCAAUUUAUGUUGGGAAUGCCAAAUCUUACAGGUGGAGUGACACCAAUGCCAACAUCAACCACUGGAAAUAUUGUCAAUACAACUACAAACACAAACAACAACAACAAUAAUUCUGGCAACAAAAAGUAG
Naegleria fowleri is the source of this 2199-nucleotide messenger RNA. RefSeq lists its product as uncharacterized. The coding region runs from base 1 to 2199 and encodes 732 amino acids. The transcript is spliced from 2 exons. Lineage: Eukaryota; Heterolobosea; Eutetramitea; Acrasida; Naegleriidae. The record is from RefSeq and is a predicted model, not a curated record.